AUGACACCGGCAGAAAGGAACUACUCAACGACUGACCGAGAGUUGCUCGCGGCAAUUCAUGUAUUACAAAAGUACAGACAUCACUUUCUCGGGCGAAAGGUAACGAUUUACACAGAUUACAACAAUUUGACAUAUUGGGACAGCAAACAUCAACUAUCGGCAAGAGAAAGGAAUUGGUUAGAAAUACUGGGAGAAUUUGAUAUCAAGUUUGAAUAUAUCCCUGGAGAGACCAAUACAGUGGCAGAUGCACUGUCAAGAGAUAGAAGAUAUAAAAUAGUUUGGUCCGACGAAUGGAUCAAGGAAAUUGUAGAGUCAUACAAGGACUCAAGUGAAAUUGUGGAGAUUCAAAGAAACAAGAAUAACAAAAUCAUUGAAGAGGAAGGUCUAUUGUUCAUUGUUGAACCAGACCUGUCUAAGCGUCUAAUCUUGGUAGACAAGAAACACAUUGCAAAAAUACUGGAUGAAAGUCAUGCUGGUUAUAUUGGUGGUCAUUUGGGUAUCACCAAAUCGUAUAUGAAGAUACGAUCAAAUUAUUUCUGGAUUGGAUUACAUUCGUCGAUCGUCAAGUUCAUUGGUUCUUGUGAUAUUUGUCAACGUUCAAACAAAUGCAAAGCGAAGGGUUUUCUGACGUCUCUAGAGAUACCUCAAAGAAAUUGGAUGGACAUAUCGAUGGACUUUAUGUCCUUGCCGACGUCCAAGAAUGGAAUGGACAAUUUAUUGGUUGUUGUGGAUAGACUAAGCAAGAUGGUUCACUUAAUGGCUUGCACUAAAGAGAUUGAUGCAGUAGGUACUGCAAAGUUAUUAUUUAACAAUGUCUUUAGACUACACGGACUGCCAUCGUCAAUCGUGUCGGAUAGAGAUCAGAGAUUCACGAGUGACCUUUGGAGUGAAUUAAUGACAGCUAUUGGAACAAAAUUAAAGAUGUCAACACCGAAUAGACCUCAAGGUGACGGUCAGACGGAAAUCUACAACAAGACUAUUAGAAAGAUAAUGGAAAAGUUUCAAGAGACACACAAGGAGAAUUGGGAUGAGCAUCUGACAGCUGUAGAAUUUGCUCUCAAUUCAUUUAAACAAUCGUCAACCAAACUUUCACCAUUCGAAAUCAAUUAUGGAUUUGAACCAACAACACCUUCCAACAUAUUCAACAUUCAUGCGAUCAAAGAUAUGGACAUCAAACAGAUGAUAGAUUACUUCCAAAAGGUUGCGAGAGACAACAUUCUGUCAUCACAAGUCGAACAAGCAAGAAACUACAACAAGAAUAGAAAGGAGAGUACUUUGAAAGAAGGGGAUGAGAUCCUGUUGAAUCGUAACAAGAUCAGCGACGCAUUACUCAAAUAUAUUACAAAACCCGCCAAGAAAGGUCCAAGAACCUUUUUUUCUGCAAAUUUUCUUUAA
Molecule: messenger RNA, 1395 nt
Organism: Cavenderia fasciculata
Lineage: Eukaryota; Evosea; Eumycetozoa; Acytosteliales; Cavenderiaceae
Product: Putative transposase
Exons: 1
Coding region: 1-1395 (464 amino acids)
Biological process (GO): DNA integration
Molecular function (GO): nucleic acid binding
Source: RefSeq, a predicted model, not a curated record